AUGGAUGGUCUAUUGGUGGUGGAGGGCAACGACAUUUCGGACGACGUGCUGCGCAAGUACCAUUGCUGCGUCCCGCAGCGAUUGGAGGGCGAAGCUGCUGAACAGUUUGCCAGUGACACGGAGUUCGAUAUCUCGAAGGAUGAGUUGGAAUGUGCCCUCAUGCGCUUUGCUCUCAUGUCUGGAUGCCCAAUCCUUGGACUUUGUCGCGGAUCCCAGAUGCUGAAUGUGCUGCGUGGCGGCACUCUCUAUGGUGACCUCGCAGCUGAGACUGGCACGACGAUUGAACACCUGCAGCCCAAUGGGCCCACUUAUGACAGUUUUCGGCAUCCGAUCCACGUGCACAAGCAGACGCCCUUGGCCGGAUGGUUUGAGGACUCCCUGGAACACGGACGCGACGGUGGGGAGCUGCUGGUGAACUCCUACCACCACCAGGGCUCGCGGGAGCUGGGCAAAGGACUGCGUGAGAUGGCGUGUGCGCCCGAUGGAAUCACCGAGGCCUUUUAUGAUGAGAAGUAUGACCCUGAGAACGGCCACUAUGUGGUGGGCUUGCAAUUCCAUCCAGAACGCAUGCUCGAGGACUAUCCGGGCUGCCGACGUGUUUACGAGAACUUCUUGCGUGCAUGCUGUGCCUUUCGCCAGCGAUCAGAACAAUGA
Messenger RNA from Durusdinium trenchii, 654 nucleotides. Lineage: Eukaryota; Dinophyceae; Suessiales; Symbiodiniaceae. The record is from the annotation of a GenBank genome assembly.